AUGCAUCCAAGCAGCGAGACAGACCCCCUAUUAGUCUUAAACUCAGCCCUGUCACCGACUCAGAAAUCAAAGGAACUCCUCAUCCUAAUCGUGUGUUCCAUUCUCACAUUAUCGACUGAUUUCGGAAUUUUCAUGUUAAACGCGCCGCAGACAGCUGUCUUCGAAGAGAUCGUCUGCCGGAAUUACCAGGUCGGUCUCCAUCAGACUGGCACUGGGAACGCGACCUUGGCCUCAGGAACUGGAAAUGCUCUACUGGACCCAAACGCUUGCAAAUCUGAGGCUGUGCAGGGAGAGUUGGCUAUUGUGAUAGGGUACAAGGCUACCUUCGAUGUCAUCCCUGGUCUCCUCCUGUCGCUUCCAUAUGGAAUCCUUUCGGAUCAUUGGGGACGGAAGCCGGUCUUGUGCCUUUGCCUACUGGGCCUCAUUCUGGGCGAAUUAUGGGUGAUAAUAGUCUGCAUAUGGUCAAAUUACAUUCCUCUGCGGAUGGUCUGGUUAUCAUCACUAUUUAAGAUCAUCGGCGGCGGCGAUCCAGUAAUCUCUACUAUUGUUUGUGUCAUAAUAGCCGACGUCUUCUCUGAAAAUGAAAGAUCAACUGCCCUCUUUCGUCUGAACUCUGCUGCUAUCCUGGCGGAAAUCUUGGCUACGCCCAUAAGCGCUUAUCUGAUGACCUUCAGCCUAAUGCUCCCCUAUCUCCUAGGAGUCGGCUUUAUCGUCUUAGGAACGAUCCCGGUCGUGUUUCUUCCCGAGACACUGGAAGACGUAAAACUGAAGCAAUCAAUCCCAGAGGAAUCAGAUCGGGAAACAGAGCAGAAUACUGAAAAUGAGCCAGUAGAGCAGGAACGGGGCAAGAAAGAAAUAUUUCGAGAGUUUACUCGACAGUCCCGUGAAUUCAUCGAGUCGACCCGGUUCAUUUGGUCCGACUCUAAUGUGUGUAUCAUGAUUCUUGUGUUUUUCGUCACGAUAAUAGGCCGACAAUCCACACAUCUGCUUCUGCAGUAUGUGUCAAAGAAGUUCGACUGGAGCAUUGCUCGCUCGAGUCUUUUGAUCUCGCUACGCGGUAUAUUCUCUCUUUUUACCUACUCAAUCUUAAUGCCAGGCCUAUCUGUGCUUGCCAUCAGAUACCUAAAUCUCCAUGGGAAAUAUAGAGACCAUCUGAUGAGCAAGUGGAGUGGCGUCCUAUCUAUCAUCGGUUUCGCGGCUAUCUUCCUUGCCCCGACACCAGCAAUCUUGAUUAGCGGCCAGGUCAUCCUAUCAAUUGGGUCAUCAUUCCUAGUGACUACUCGCAGUCUGGUCACAGCGCUUGCACUGCCUGACCAUGUGGGCACCUUAUAUUCUGCCAUUGCCAUCGCACAGUCGGUGGGUGUGCUUGUGGCAGGCCCGCUAUUCGCCAGCCUGUUUCGGCUGGGAAUGCAUCUUGGAGAUGCCUGGAUGGGACUGCCAUUUCUGCAGGCAUCGCUCUUCUUUGCCCUGGCGGUCACUGCCGUCUGGCGAAUUCGGCUUGCACCGCCGGCUCGGGCCAUCAAUGAGGAGGAGCAGGAAUCUCUUUUACCUGAGCGCUGCUGA
This is a messenger RNA of Penicillium egyptiacum, 1563 nucleotides long. NCBI's taxonomy places the organism in Eukaryota, Fungi, Ascomycota, Eurotiomycetes, Eurotiales, Aspergillaceae. The record is from the annotation of a GenBank genome assembly.